Messenger RNA from Culicoides brevitarsis, 14919 nucleotides. RefSeq names its product baculoviral IAP repeat-containing protein 6 (gene Bruce). Gene Ontology annotation, biological process: apoptotic process; regulation of cytokinesis. Bases 202 to 14433 code for a protein of 4743 amino acids. NCBI's taxonomy places the organism in Eukaryota, Metazoa, Arthropoda, Insecta, Diptera, Ceratopogonidae. Gene Ontology annotation, molecular function: ubiquitin-protein transferase activity. The transcript is spliced from 18 exons. The record is from RefSeq and is a predicted model, not a curated record.
UUUGGAAGAGAGACACAGCUUCAUUUCAAAUAAAAAAAAUUCUUCGCUAAUUUUCCAGUUUUUACUGCUAAAAAAAUUACCACAAAAAUCGCGUGUACGUGUGUGCACUUUACGCAAAUUCGCAAAAAGUUUUACCGGAAAAAGAUGAAUUAUUGCCGAACGCGUGCAAAUUCAUAGGAGAGUAUCAAUUUUCUCAACAACAUGGCUGACGCGAAAUAUUUAAAAGAAGAUGACUAUUUGAACGUAUCCGAGGACACAUGCCACAUAAUUUACCAUCCGAGCUUGAACGUGAUCCUGCUGUUCACGAAAACGGGCGAUGUCAAGGUGCUCGACGUCAAUUCGGGCCUGAUUUUGCAUUCGUGCUCGUUACUUGUGGACAAUCAACUUCCGAAGGCGAAAUUCUUGCCGGAACAGGAAAAAGUCCUUUUUUGGAAUAACGCCACUUUGGGAUUGCGCGGCGACUACAAUGGCGUACUUUUGCUCGAUACAAUCCUCCAAACGCCGAUCACGCAAGCCGAUGACACGAUCCGUCUGGAGCUUUUGUUGUCGGAGGCGAUGUUAUUUUUGCAAAGUAUUCAAAGUCUCGAGCAGCAAGGCUUGGAAAAUACCGCCGAUGUCACGAACGAGCUCGUUCUAAAGAUCGAAGAAGCGCGUCAAAACAACAAAAAAGGCAUAAAAGCGCAGCGUUGGGAGACAAUUUGCCUCGAACUGCCGCAUUCGAGCUUAAAAAUGGUCGCCAGCAGCGUCGCUUUGACCCUAAAACGUCUCGGGCGACAAAUUCCAGCGCUCGCCAUCGCAUCGGCGAUCAACGAAAGACUGACGGAUCUCAUCGUAGGCGGCCGCGUUGUCGACAGCGACAACGUACAACGUUUCCACAUGUAUUCCGAGGCGGCGCGACGUCAAACUUUCGAGCAAUGGCCUCACAUGGACUACAAAUGGGCCCUGCCCGACCAAAUGGCGCAAGCGGGAUUCUACCAUCAGCCCGGCGAAAGUGGCGGGGAUCGUGCCAUGUGCUUCACGUGCAACGUUUGUCUCGUUUGCUGGGAAAAAACCGACGAACCGUGGAGCGAACAUGAACGCCACUCCCCAGAUUGCGCCUUCGUCAAAGGAGAAUACACGCAAAAUGUCCCGCUGACUGUGACUUAUGCCACAAAUCCCGCCGUCGCCACGAACCGCUUCACCAUCGUCUCGAAUGGCUGCCAAACGAACAUAAUUUGCACGGGAAAUCGCGUCGCCGAAGUAAAUGUGUGGAAUAUCGAGCGGCAAUCGCAAAAAGUGCACCAAUUUACGAUCGAUGCGCAACAAGCGAUCCAUGCGAAACUCAAUUUAACGAGUGGCAAACACGAUAUUGAGCUGACAGCGCUUGCCACGUAUUGCGGAAGCAGCACGAAAACCGCCUCGCCGCAGGGAACAUCCAAAAAACCCGUCGCCAUGUCGAGCAAAGCGAAGAUGUUGGCGUCGAAAAUCAUCGCUGGCGUCUCUGUGGUGCGUCAAAUCGACCAAGAAACCCCGGAAAUUGAGAAAAAAUUACUUUUAAUUAUUUAUCAGCUCAAGGAAAUGUCGCCGUCACCCACGACCAACAAUAAAAUCGACGCCACACAAAAUCCGAGCAAGAAAUCCUCCUCAUCCACGUUAAGUACGAUCGAGGAACGCUUCGAAGACGAUGAAUUUAUGAAAUUUUUGGCAAGCGAAACGGAUUUGCAGCAACUUCAGCUGCUCGAGGACUACAUAGAUAACAUCGAUAAUACCUCGUCCUCGGACAAAAUCGCCGAAAUCGCGUUAAAAAACCUAUUUUCGGCGGGAAAUUCGGUCUCGGGGACAUCUUCGACGCAAGGAACGUCAGACGACGCCAAGAACGACGACCAAAAAAUCAGCAAAUUAAAGGCUUUUAAUCACAUGUCGGGCGCCAAUGUCGAUAAAAUGGACAAAUGGGUGUGGAGUCAGACGGAUUCCUCAGCGACAAGUGGAAAUAAUAACAAUUCCUCGACUCCAACGGUGGAAAAUACGGAAAAAAGUCCCGCGGAAAAGGUUCUUUCGUCACAUUCCGUCGCUGCGGGUCAUCAAAUGACGUCAGUUCCCGUGCAAUUUGUCACUGUUGUGCCAUUCCUGUCGGACGACUACGAAAUUGACGAGAUAAUUCCGUCGUGCGAUGCGAAAUUCCUGCUCGUAGUGCUUCGGCGUUGCACCCAAUUCGAGGGAACAGCCUUCGCGGAUGACGUCAUGGACACAGAUUGUGUCGCCACGAAGGAUACGUCGCAUGUGCAGCUUAUUUUGUACUCCAUCGAGGACAACGGGAUGCUGGAUGAGGUGCCCGUUUGCGUUAGAAUUCUCGAGGAACGCGAUUCGCCGCUGGAAUUUUGCAUGUUGCCCAAGUACGAGGGGAAACGACGCGUUUUUGAGGGUCCCGACACGGAAAAUGGCAUUUUUGCGAUGACCUGUGUUGAUGGCAGCUUGAAAAUUAUCUCACUAUCGUCACUGAAGACCAUUUCGGAGGCGCGAGUUGACACGGGAAAUUUCGUCUCGGUCACUUACUGCAAGAGUCUCGAACGGAUUUGCGCUUGUACGGACAAGGGAUCGUUGCAUUUUUACUCUUUUUAUGAAUUUGAUGCGGAUUCGAGCGAUGAACGGGAUGACGAUGCGUGUAAUAUUUUGAAUGAGGCGCAGGGCAGGUGCAGCAAGUCGAAUAUUAUUUAUGACGCGAUGCCGUCGACGUCGAGUCAAGCGCCAGCGGGUGCGGCAGCGGCGAAGCAGGAAACGGAAUUGAUCGCGUACAAGAAUAAUUUGACGCUGAAUGAUCUGAAAGUGCUGUACUCGUUGACGCUUUUUGAGGAAUUGCCGUUGCCAUAUAAUGCCGAGGUGCCGGGUUGCUGGAGCGAAUUGAUUCAGGCGCAGAAGCAACGAAGGCAUCCGAAUCACUUGAGACCCGGAGAUGAUUCGAAUUUGACACGGACAUGGAGGUUGCAUAAUGAUGCAACGACUUGGGAUGAACAUCUCAUCGAAUUGAAUGUCCCGAAAUCCGUGACACAAACGAUCGGGCAUAUUGACUUCAAGUUCUCCUUAUAUCAACCGUGCACGAAUCCGCCAGCCAUUCAAGUUACGUUGCUGAAACAAAAGUCGUUGGGAAUUUGCUCGAGACGUAAAAUCGGUAGCAAAAUUGAUGAAACCGAAAUUGGUGGAUCAGGCUCCGAUAGUAAAGAAUCCUGCGAAAAUCCCGUUCUCAGCGAAGAGUUCCUUCAAGCACGCAGCGCCGACAUCCUCGUCGGUCCCAUCGAGCUGUCGUCGUGCAUGGAUCUCAGCGAGCAAGGAGGCGUCGUGACCCUAACUAGCCCCAAAUUGCUCAAAACCAAGGGACGCAACUUUUUGUUGCACAUCAAAACUGUCGCCGACAUGUCAAAAGAUGGUCAAGGCAAGACUCGAGUGCCUGUUAAAAGAAAAGGUUUAACAAGUAUCCUGUUAACAUCAUUUCAAAAUUCGAGCUCAGCACAAGCAUCAUCAUCGCAACCAGUUAAUUUUAUUGGAAAAGAUCGCAUCUCAUUUUAUUCAUCCAAGCCACGUACUAAUAACUUUUACACAGGUUGCGACUGGCUCCAUGAAAUCUCGAUCACCGUUCGUGCCGCGAAACACAUUCACAAGGUGCCGAACGAGCGAAUUCAGCGUCUCGUGAUGCUCGAAUCGAACCAAUUGCUGGACAAUUUACUUAAAAUCGUAGCGUGCGACGGCAAGCUGUUGAUGCAAAACCUCGCUUUCGACAUUUUGAACUGGAUCACCGUUAUCCGCCUCACACGAUAUCGUUCCCCGUUGCCGACAAUGUGCAAAUGGAGUGCGAAAAAUGCCGCCAAGAACGCCAACAGCGCCGCGCUAGACCCGAACGAGCAACAAAACGAGUGCGCCAUGAUUAUCGGCGACAAUUUACAGGAAUUGGUGAAAAAUUGCAUGGUUUUGAACGAUCGCAGUAUCGCCCAUAAGUGCUCCAAACUGAUUCUCGCGAGUCUGGAUGGCGCCCAAAACUUGCUGCAUGCCGAUAUUUGUCAAACGUUCGAGGAACGCCUCAAAAUGGCGAUUGUGAAUGCUUUGCCGCACAUUACGCGAUGCGAACAUGCGGGCGCUUUGCGUUGGUUCACGUUGUUGAUAUCGGGCACCUCGUCGCUGGACACGCAAAACGAAAUUUCCGAACAGAGCAUCAAACUUUUGGUCGAAAUUGCGGGCGAAAUGGUCACGCGGUACAAUCCGCACGGAUUAUUGCUGCGAUCUCGGUUCGGAUUGUACGGUUUGCCCUUCGAACCGGAGCUUUUUGACGCGGAAUUGCCAAAUUUGAGUAAAACUAGCAACUUGAUCUACACUUAUGUGCCGGCGACGAAGCCUGGCAUCCAAGUUGGCAACCAACCGAUGGAUCUCAAGAGUUUUUGUGUCUCCGAUGGGUCCGAAUUACGCGUUUUGCCCUUCCAACUGCGACGAAAAGGCAUCGGAAAUCACUUUAAAGGCGCUUUAGAGGUCGAACCCUUGCAUUUUGUGUGCACCGGAACGUCAGAAGCGACGCGUUUGGAAAAUACGGACUCCGCGAUGGUCCAAUCCGGUCACAUAAUCGACGACAUAAUGCUCGAAACCCCGAUAAAUACCGUCGAAAAUGCCGUUUCCAUGGCAAUUGGCGGCAAUUCGAAGAAAGAAACGGGCGACAAGGAGAAUUUAGACGACGACAUGAUGAAUAAUGUGAAAAAUAUUCUCGUUGAUAAGAUUUUUUAUUCGGCAAUUAAGAAGCACAAGUUGAAGGAAGACAUCAAGGAAGCUGCGAAAACGUUCGAUCUCGAGGUCUCGGUGCUGUCCGGGUACAAUGAGCCCGAAACGAAUGACGAAUGGGGACCGCCAGAGCCGAGGGUCGUUUUUUUGACAAAUAAUUCGGCUAAUAAUGAGAAUAGUGAGGCGAUUUUGGAAGAUACGACUGCGACAAGUGCAUCGCUGACGAAUAAAAUUCAGGAAUUCUUUGAGGAAACGAAUGCGAAUGAGGAUACGGCGUUCCAGUGGCACAAAAUAUUGAGUACGCCGCCGAAGCAGACAAUUGUCGUGGAUCGCAUGCAUUCGGGGGCGAGGCGUUAUGUCAUUUUGGACUUUGGACAACCGACGAUGUUGACUGAUUUGAUCAUUCCCGCAUACCCCGACUUGGCAUCAAUUUCCAUCGACAUUUGGUGCUUCGAAGAAGAAGCCGACAGCGUUCGUCUCGUCGUUUCGCAAGACAUUGGCAGCAAAUCGCUCGUUCUAAGUGACUUGCAACCUCCCCCAAUUUGUCGCUACUUGAAAAUCACCUUCACCGGGCGUUACGGCAUGACAGGCACUCGUUGCAAAAUCCCAAUGGGCGCCUUUUUCGGUCAUGUUGUCAUCGUAGAGAAAGAAGGUUACGCCGAUCCCGUGAUGAAAUACAUGAAAAACAAGAAAUCCAACACUGCGAUUCAGUUAAAAGUGCUUAACGCGCUAUUCGAAGACGUUCAUUGCCGUUAUUGCUUGUCCAGUAGCAAGUUAUCCGAGUACUUACAGCCGUUCCUUAACAACGAAACGUCAAAUAUGUCGCAUAUGCAGGCGUUUUUGAAUAAAAAUCGCGAAACGGACGACACAAAUCAGGGUUAUGCGAAAAUUUAUGCGACUUAUGAGGAGUGCAUCUACUUCCAGUACCAGCUAAAUUUGAUUAAACGCGUAAUUGAUCGAAUUGAGUCAAUUUCGGUGAAUCCGGUGCCCCCGAAAAUGGAAAUAAAUGACGUUUCGUCGUUGUGCACGGACAAAUUGCGCGUUUUAAGCGAAAGUUUGAUCGAAAUUUUGCUGCAUUGCAUCAUCAGUAAUGGAAAUAAUGCGAUGAACGAUGCCACGUUGACGCUGCUGAUGAAUCAAAACGUUUGUUCCUUGCUGUUUGAGACGAUAAUCAUCUCGGGAGACACCCACACGCAAUUGGCGACGUGUUCAUUGCUCGUCCGUCUCUGCGGAUCGCAACCAUGGUGGGGCGAUUUCAUGGCAAGCUGCUUCAACAAGUUAUUUUCCAGCAAAAAUACGCAAAUUUUCCCGCAAGAUCGAAUUUUCUUCCUGCUGACGUAUCUCGGGCGCAAAAGUAUCUCGAUGGGCGUUUCACGAACGCGCGUCAUCGAUUCCAUUCUCAAGGCAAUCGCCCAACUUCUCGUUCCGCUGUCGACUUCCGUCGAUGCUGGACUCGGAAUUUGGCCAAAUACGGAUCUCACGCAGCUCAGUUGGCUGUUGCUCUUUUUGUCCGUUUGCUCUGACGAUGGGAACGAGAAAAAAGACACCGCCACCUAUCGGUGGGAUUUUAUGUCAGGCGAAGGCGACAUGGCAAAGUCACGGCUUUCGAUGUGCAACAAUAACGCAAGGACCUUUUCGAGAUCGUUUAAAAAGCGAUACAUUCAGAACAAAACUGCGUCAACGAGUCACUUGCCCGAGAAAUAUUACAUCUCGGAUGCGCUGAAUCUCGUUGGGAAUGGCGACAUGUUGACGAUCAAGCAGCAAGCGGAUCACUUGGUCAAGCUGAAGAACUCGAUGAAGGGCAAAUUGCAGUCUUUCGGGGAUUAUUUCAAUGAAAUUACGACGAAGAAACAGCUGAGGGCGCAAGCUGAGUCGUCACGGGCUUUUCAAAGUACUUCGACGCAAAGCUCGAAUGACGUGCCAGUGGAUACAGACACCGUUUUUGAUAAAGGACUCAAGACGAUUAAGACGCAGAAUAUUAUUGUCGUUAUUCGGGGAUUGAUUGGAUUGAUUUUGAAUAUGGAUUUUACGUGCAACAUGGAUUUGUUCCUUUUGACGUGCAAGAUUAUCGCUCGUUUGGUCAUCGCAUGUCGUCCUUCCAUUCAAUUAACCAAAAUCAUCACUGGAAAUCAAUUGCUCCAACUUCUCCGCAUUGCCGUAUGGGAAAAUCAGCAACAACCAUGGGCCGUACAUGCGAUUUCUUGCUUGCUCCAAGACAUUUUAGACGCCGACAAGAACUACAAAAAUGCCGAACUCGAAGACGAAGGCAUGGAAGUUGAUGCUGCCUUUGAACGGGACUCGGAUAUCGCUCUCGGAGGCAGUCAAGACGCUUGUAGCAGCAAUUCUUCGGCAGGAUCGUCAUCUGCCGCGCACUCAAGUAGCAUUCAAGUGUCAUCGAGUGGCAUGGAUAUGAGCAGCAAUAGUGCCGAUUCGAUAUUCAAACCUAUACAAUUUCAUAAUCCGCCGCCGCCAGCGACUUAUACGACGACUUCGUAUGCUGACGCAGUCAAGGGCAAAUUACCUUGUUUGAUGGAAUGCGAAGACGCCGAAAUGGACGAACUUCUCGAUAACUUGCUGGAACGCGAAAAAACUCGCAACAAAAAAGAAUCUGGCGUCUCACAAGCGCAACGUGCUCAAAACGGAUCUGGACUAACAAUUCUUUAUCGUUCAGUUUCUUCCGCCAUGGAUGCUCGGCUCGAACACGGUUUAGACAUGGCAACAGAAAUCGCUCUUCGUCGCCUUACGAUGCGCUCUUCUGUCACCCUCUUCGCUUGUUUACCGCAAAAUUUGUCGCAAUCCCCGAACGCAUCGCCAAUGGAGCCGGAAUCAUGGUCUCCUGACUUACUUGAUUCAUGGUCGAGUCCCGAAUACAAUUCACGCAUCGAAACAAACGCGAUGCUCGUGGAAGCCUUCGACAACAUCUUCUACGACUUGAAUCUGAAAGAAACGUGGUUAGAUUUGGAGAAAAUAAUGCAAUUAUGGCUGACGCUAAAUGGAGAAAUGGUCGAACAAGCAAACGGAAAUGGCUUCGGACAUAAUGCGUACAAACCGAAGAUUGCGUUCGGCGAGCGCGCCAUGAGCGGUUUACUCAAAACGCUCGCUACGAGUCCAAUUAUCAAACUGCGCACGUGGUGUCUUGGUUUCCAGUGUCUCAUAAUGGCUUGCAAACCGCCCGUUGAUCUGCUGGACAGCAAUUCGACGCAAGAAAAGGUUUGUCGUCGCAUGGGACAACUUCUCACGGAAGACCCGAACUUCGAACAAGUUCUUUUGCGUUUCUUCUCGGGCACUGAUCGAUGCGCUUCCUCCAUCGAAAAUAGUCGAUAUGCUGGUCCGACAAUUUGUAAGCUACUUGUUGAGCUAUUUGGCUGCAUUUCGAGCAAAUGUAGCUGCAAACAGCAAUUAAAAGAGAUUUUAUUACGUGUCACGAUGAAUUUAGUGCAACCGAAUGGCGCAAUUGCCAUGCAGCAAGGUCCCAUCGAUGCUCAAAGUCAACUCGUGAAGGAAUUAUUGAAAUACACUUUCGACAAAAACGAUUUAGGUGUCGCCAUGAACCUGCUACAACACAUUUCUCAACUCGUUUACACAAACAUCGCCAACGAGGAACGAAUUUACUGCAAAAAAUCGUCGGAAACGAGUAGCAAUAACAACGUCUUCGGCAGUUUGUUUGCCACAGUGCUCGGCUCCGAGAGUUCGCGUCAUUGCAAAACUGUCACUGACAACACGCUGCACGUUAGUUUGCUAAAACUCUCGUUAAUUCUCAUCAAAACGAAGAUUCCGCGUACGGAAGAGACCUCUAGCGGUAGCGAAGAUCAAAUCAUGUCGGAUGCGGAUCCCAACGAAAGUCAAACCGACGAAAGCAAAGCUGAACAACAAAAAAUUCCCUGCUUCGCUGAUACAAUUUUACAACAUCCGCCAACGAUGAACCGACUUUUGAGCUCGUUAUCGGCUUGCAGUAAUUCAUCGUUCGCCAUGUUGGUUGCGUCGUCACUUUACACAUCGUGUUCCAGCGAAAGUAAGAACGCCAUCAGUGAGCCGCAGAAUGUAGCCGAUGCCGUAUUUCAACUUUUGAUCGCUUUGACUAAAACGGCUACGCAGCAGCGGUUUGUGGUGAAGCCUUUGUACGAUUUUUUGAGUUCUGCAGCGAAUCAAGCUUAUGCUUUGCCCAAAUUGCAACUUUCUGAGCCAUUUUUGUGGUUUAUUUUGAAGGUGCUUGAAACAUCAGAGUCUGUGCAGACUUUUGCUGAGCUCGGCGGGAUUCGGGUUUUGUGUCAAAGUCUCGUGAGAAGCAACAGAACGCUAAUUAACACUCAACCAAGUCUCGUUUCGAUGAUAAUGCAGCACAUUUCCCGCACCUCGGGCAGUUUACAGUCAAAUUUGACGGGAACAAUCAAAAAAUCCAACAUCCCAGCGGCUAAAAACGAAGAAGGAUUGAUAAAUUUCGCGCCAUAUUGCACAAUUUCGAGCGACAAUCCAACCGCUCAACCUGCUGAUGUUUUAAUUCAGAAUCCGAUCGCAUCGCAUCGACGUGCGAGAACGCCCGCAUGGAGUUAUCUCUUCUAUCCGAAUGAAAGCCACGUGGAUUUGACGAUCACGCUACCGGCAGCCAUUUUGUUGAAGGAAAUCCAGUUACAACCUCACGUUUCGACAUUGGCGUCAUGCCCAUCAGCUGUCGCUGUGGAAAUUACGCGCGAUAACAACGUUGGCCCGAUCCCGAUCAGUCAACCAAUUGCCACGAUCGGCAUGACGUGUAUCCGUUUGAAGUUCAAUCAACCUGAAAUUGCCACAAGUGUCGUUAUUCGGCUUUAUCGACCCACGGAUAGUACUAACAUCGGUUUGACGCAAAUUUUGGUACUCGGAUCGACGACUUUUAGCGAAAACUCGACGCCGAAAGAGGUUCCCGGCAUGGAUGAGGAAAUUCAUUCAAAAUCAAGUCUCGGUUGGCUGAGAAUUUUGGCGCAAUGUUUCAACGUGGCGACAUUUAACGCCCCCGCUGAAGAGGAAAAUCUCGUUAUUUCGCAAGGAGCCGAAGUUAAUGGCUUCUUAGAAGCUUGUGUUUCAUUGCUGAGUGUUCCUUGUCCGAAUCCGAAUUACGCACUGUCGAAUUUAGAAACUGUUUUGCUGAAAUUAGGACUUUAUAGUCGCGAAUUAGGCCUGCAGCUGAUCGAUAACUUGCUAAGACAGGCAAUUCCGCAGAGUUUGAAGCACAAUAAUGAUGCCGUUUCCGAUCUCUUGUACAUUUUGUGCACGACGCAGGACAAUUACACGCGAGAUCGGAUCGAAACAAUGCUACGCUGGGUCGAAGGAAUGUACCAACAUGACAGAUUCGCCUUCCCUGAACCAGUUUCGGGGCAUGUCAAGUGUUUGGCGUCGGUACUAUGGCAAGCGUAUGCUGUGACGUUAGUGCCCGACUUGCCAAAUAUGAUCACAAAAAGUCUGUUUGAGUCGCUCUACAAAUGGCGACUCGCUUUGGAGACAGAUGCGCCCAUGCAAAAAGCUAUUGACGCCAUGUUGUGUAGUAUUUGUUGCAUCCGCCCGGAAAUGUUUACGAUUUUGUUGCGUCGCAUGGGGGUUCUCGUGCCAAAUUUGUCGAAUGACUUGAGUGCCUCGAUCUCAGAUGAUCGAAAAGAAGAUGCGGAACCAAUGUCGGAAGAUACGAACGAAGAAUGGUACAGUCACUUGAGCAUCGAGGAUCUGUCAAAGUUGAAUUUGACAUCGCCACAGCUCAAUACGAUUGCUUUGGCUUGUCAAAGCCCGUUGGCGAUUCAAUUGCUCAUCGACUCAGGUCUGCCAUCGUUAUUCGCAUCAGCAAUUCUGGAGUUUUGUCAUCGCGAAAUGAGUAAAAAUGCGAAAGAAGUCGAAAUUGAGCCGGAAUGUUUGACAGAUUCGGCUAAAGACUCAGCAAACCGCUUGAAUUCGAACAAGGGACAAGUCUAUCCGAUGGUAAAUGUCAUCAAAAUAACGGAAAUUUUGAAUUUCUUUGCGGAAAUUUGCGCUGAAGGCACGAUGCGUGACUGGCUCGGCUCCUACGAAGGCUCAGUCUUCUGGGAACCGCUCCUGAAUCUCUUGUGCAACAGCAAAAUCUACUCCGGAACCAAUUCUGAGCAUUGUUCUGUGAUAACGCCGCAGCCAUAUUUGAAACUAGAAGAAGCUGUCAUCAAAUUUAUGUCUCGCGUAACUUCUUGUCAUCCGAAAAAUCAAGAAACUUUCACAAGUAACCUCAUUUUUGUCAUUCGAAAAGCAGAAAAGGCGGGAAAUAGUAAUCAAAAUAAUGGCGGGAACUCCUAUAAGAAUAGCAUUUCGGGAUUCACGAGACGAUUAGUUCUACAAAUCUUGCUGGAAAGUGAGAAAAUCCUCGUUUCCGUGAGAAGUGAACUUCCGUUGCAGAAAAAGGAACAAAGUGGUCAACUCAUAAGUCAUCAUCCAUCGAAACGACCAAAUUCGCAUCAUUUAUUGUUCUAUUUGAGCACAAAUGUCAAAUGUCACGAAGUGCUCGAGCAAUGUGGGAGCGUUUAUAGCAAUUUACUGCCCAGCAUGCCAACGUUCGAUCGCGCUGGGAACGAAGCCGGCGGUAAUUCGAGCGGUUUGUCGUCAGUUCGUGAGUCGCGUAAGGAACUUUUCGAAAUUGGGCUUGGCAUGGGACUCGGAAUGGAGUUCUUAAGUGUUGCUGCUGGCGUGACAGCGAAGGAUAAACGACUGAAAGAGGCGAAAAAUCAAGCGGCGACAUUAAAGAAGGAUCUUUUCUCGGUGUUCAAGAUGAAAAUCGACGAUUCAAAGUCAAUGUCGCAAAUUUCCGAUUUUGGUCAGCUGGUUCAUAAUGCCUGCCCUGAUUUUAUUCUCUCGAAUGACACGACAAUUUCGCAAAUUUUGGCAAUGUUGAAAGCUAAUAACAUUUCGCUGUCGACUCCUUGCAUCAAUUUGACCUUGGUUCAAGGACGAAAGACGCCGCCAUGUUUGGAUGAAAUAAUGCGCGCCGACGACGACACGCCCCCUAUGAAAGCAGCUGAUUUUGUGCCCCUCCCCUCGCCAUUGCAGAUCUUUUCGGCACGCGGGGGACUUUCAUUGCUCGCUCAUUAUCUCCCAACGGUUUAUCCGGAAACGCCAAAGUCUCAAAUUGCCCCGAUGGAUAAGGAAAAGUCGUGCAUGCAUCAAACGAACGACUGGGUAAAAGUCGAGCCGAACGAGGAAAUUUACGAAGAUCUUGACGAUACGUUGACCGAGUCGUCGUCAAAGUUGCCGGUGAUAACGUCGGUGCCGCAACACUCGUUAGCGGCUUUUGGACUGUUCCUGAAGCUGCCGGCUUAUUCGGAGGUUUUGUUGAGAGAUAAAAUUAAGGCGCAAUGUUUGUUAAGGUUGAUUCUUGGCGUCACGGGAGACGGAGAAGGGAAUGAGAUUUACAGUUUGGCACUUUCGUCGUCGUUGCCCACGUUGCCGUUCGAGGUUUUUAGACAGCUGUUGGAUUCGUCGCCACUGACGACAGAUGAUGGGGUCUUGCUUAGACGAAUGGUGAUUGAAGUUGGAGCAAUUCAUCUCGUUCUCAAUUGUUUGGGCAUUUUUACGCAUCAUACGAGCCAAAGUUAUCAAGUUCCUGGAACGCAAGAGCUUCAACCGAAUGUCAAAACUGCCUCAAGUUCAAUAGAAGAGCCCGUUCCGUCAUUGUCAGACGAUAAAGGGCACAUGUAUUGGGCAAAGGGAACAGGAUUUGGUACAGGAUCGACGCAGCAAUCGUGGAAUGUGGAACAAGCGUUAUUGCGGCAAAAGAGCGAGGAAGAGCAUGUGACGGUUUUGUUGCAGGUACUUUCGAGCUACAUCAACCCCGGUGACAAAGUUCCAAGCAGCUUUACGGACGAAUCUGAGAUCAAUUAUCGCGAACGAGACGAGUUACUGCCCGAAUUGCCGCCGAUUUUUCUGGAUUUAUUGCAGCAAUCGUGUUUGAUAGCCGCUUUGAGCUCCUAUUUGAGGAAUGAUUCAGUUUUGGACAUCACACGCCAUAUUCCCCUGUACCGUGCUAUUUUGCAGCUCUUGCGGGCCGUUUCGUUAUCUAAUCAGUUGGUUUCGCUCUUGUUAAUGCGUCAAAAUGGCGAAAAUCGUACUUCAAUCGCUACUUUACUCUCCAAUAUGAAGUGCUGUGUCGAUACUUAUGCGAGUCGAUUGAGGAUCAAAUCGAAGACAAAGACAUCAAAAGCGGGUUUGACGACAAUUACUUUGGAUGACGGCGAAGAUGAGGGACUGGCAUUGCUUAUUCCAGACAUUCAGGAGACUUAUAUGUUGGUGCAAAAUGCCACGAGUUCGGAUAUGUCGAUGCAGGAGGAGCAGGAACAAAUUCAAUCAAUUGAGCGCCCUUCGAUGCAAUCGAUCGAGGAGAAAUAUCUCGAGCUCAUGAAGAAGUUGCAAUUCGAUACAUUUGAGAUGAUUGCCGAAAGUGACAACGGCUUCAAAUUCACCAUUUCCCAUCAUUUUGAGACAAAUGUACGAAUGGCGGGCGAUCGUGGGCAUCCGGCACGCGUCAAACGCUUAGCACAGGAAACCGUUACCUUAUCAACUAGUUUGCCACUUUCAUACAGUAGCUCUGUAUUUGUACGCUGUGAUACUGAUAGACUGGACAUUAUGAAGGUAUUAAUAACCGGACCAGCUGACACGCCAUACGCCAAUGGCUGCUUCGAGUUCGAUGUCUAUUUUCCACCUGACUAUCCAAAUUCGCCGAUGAUGAUAAAUUUGGAAACAACUGGCCGGAAUUCCGUCAGAUUCAAUCCGAAUUUGUACAAUGACGGCAAAGUGUGUUUAUCUGUGCUGAAUACGUGGCACGGGAGACCCGAGGAAAAAUGGAAUGCACAAACGUCGAGUUUCUUGCAAGUGUUAGUCUCUAUCCAAAGUUUGAUAUUAGUGGGUGAACCAUACUUUAAUGAACCUGGAUUUGAAAGAAGUCGAGGAACGCCAGCUGCCACUCAUAGUUCGAAAGAGUACAAUAGCAACAUUUAUCAGGCGACAGUUCGAUGGGCGAUGUUAGAACAGCUGAAAAAUCCAUGCCCGUGCUUCAAAGAAGUGAUUCACACUCAUUUCUGGCUGAAGCGCAACGAAAUCUGCACGCAAAUCGAAAACUGGAUCGCCGAACUGAGCAAGCCGCAGUACAGCGAACGCAACGGUCGUACAAUUUCCUUCAAUUCCAUGGUGCUUCGUCGUAAUUACCGUCAAUUACGCGAGGAACUUGCCAAAUUACCGCCUCCUCCGGGUCUCGAAGAGAUGAACAACCCGUUCAGCAUGGCAGCAACGACUCCCACAACGCCCUCAAAUAGCGCCACAGCGAGCGGCAGCACAAGCAUGAGUCACAGCCAGCAAAUGUCCGACAUGGAUUUCAUCAAUACGACAAGCACGUCGCCCAAAAUGGAUUGUCUCGAGGACGAAAAUGCCUCGGUGUCGAGUACGUUGCUCAACGAUGCCCUGUCGCAGCACGUUCUCUUCAAUAAUGUCGCCGCAACGACAAAAACUAACGCCACUGUGGACGAAGAUGGCGCCAGCAACGAAAGCGGCAACAAUAAUCAGCAUCACAUGGGUCAGGGAAGCAGCGGAGAAAGUAGCACGUCGAGUAGCAAAGAGCAAAUUACCACUUCCGAAAUGAUCUGCAAGGUCAUGGAGAACCAGAUGAAGGACCUGAAUCAACUCGAUAAUCUGUUUGCAUUCGAGGAUGCCGACUGUAGCGAAUGAUUAAUAUAAAAAAUUAUGUGAAAAAUGGACUGUGUCUCCCGAAAAAACUUUAAUUUUCUCACAAAACAAACCCCUUUAUUACUACCUACUAAUUAUUAUAAUUAUAUUGCACACGAACCGAAUGUAGAUCGCUAGUGUUAAGUUCAAAACAAACAAAAAAAUGUAUGAUAAUCGUAUAAAAAUACCAAAAAAGGGCAAAUAGUAUGAAUUACAAACAAAAAAAUAAUAAAUUAUAAUUUAAAACGAAUAAAGAAAGAACGUCCUUGAAGAAUUUCCUUACUUUCCUUAAAUUUAAACUAUAAUUAUUAUUAUUACAUAUUCCGACCACCCUCAAAAGUUAGUCACGUAAAGAUAUUUCUUUUAUAUCUGAACAAAAAAAAUCAAUGUGAAGCAUUAGUUUUUAAACAAGCUUAAUUUAAUAAUCGCGAUAAAAAAAAUUAACUUCAAAAAUAAAAAAAAAAUAAUUUUAAGCUGUGUUUAAAAAGC